AUGCUUUCUAACGUACGGAAUGUUUCUGAUCUGGCUCGUUCAUCAGAAAUACCAGAAAUAAAGGUUCAAGAAGAAGGAGAACAAGAGGUAUCAUUUCCUCUAUUGUCCGAGGAGUUUGAUGUGUAUCAAAAAUGUCUAACUUCGACUCAUGAACAAGCUUCUCGAAGAAGUUCAAGAACUUCCACGUGCUCACAUACGUUAUCAAUACAUGCCGAAACAGCAUCAGCCGUUUCUUUCGAAGACAUCAUGGCGGAAACGAAGACAAGUGUAACUUUAAACAUUCCCUCACCGACCGCCACUGUGGGCUUCUUUGCAUUUGCGUCGAGUAACAGUAGCCCUAGAAUGAGGAAAAAUCCUAACAUCGAUAAAGCCGAACAUUCUACAUCCACAACGGUUUCAGCGGAAAUAAACCCACAAUACUCCAGCGUUAACUUUGGAAAACAAGAUGAACCCAAAAUGAAACUAAAGGUCGAAAAGAAGUCAUCACUUCGUCGUAACGAUAAAGAUGCAUUAAAAAAGCGGCGCUUUAGCCAGCCAGUUCACUUGAAGUUGAAUUGCACUCCAACUCCUGUUAUCUCAACGUACAGGCCCUCAGAAAUAGUUGACGAGGACAUAGACCCUGAUAAUUCUGUUGAGGUUGGAGCAAAUCCUGUCAAACUAGAAGUGGAGGGUUUUUCAACUUCUCCUAAACAUAAUUUACAGAGCAGUGACCUUUCUUUUCGAGAUAUCUCUUUAAGCAAGGGGCUGGAAGAUGAUAUCAAACCAGUCACUGCCCCCAUAAAGAAACCAUCAUUAUCUCAGCGUAGUACCUCUACGCAGAGUGAAGACGACAUGUUUGAAAGUCUUUUUAACUUACGCCAAAGCGCCUCGUAUGAUGUUACAACGAAUCAUGGCAUUUGGCAGAAGUUCAGAGGUCUUUGCCGAAAAAUUACUGUCAGCAAGCAGUUCACGUUCUUCAUCAUGAGUGUUAUUCUACUGAACAUGAUCUGCAUGGGCCUUGAUCAUUACAAUCAGGUAUGCAUUAAGUUUUUUUCAAGAUUAUAGUGGUUUAAAAGAAGUCGAGACCAUAAUAGGCAGAUUUAUUUGCAAGGAAAACAUUAGCCUGAUAAAAUAGUCGACAUUUCGCGACGCCGCCACUUGUUUCCCAGCGAGAUGAGUUGUCACUACCCAGAUCUGGGUAGCGGCUUCUGACUGGUUGUUCCGCGAGAGAAAUUUGCUUCAACCAAUCAGAAGUACUAUCCAGCUCUGGGCAGUGACGUGUCAUCAGUAUGGAAUUUCUGCUGUCAUUGCUCAGACGUCAUUUCGCGGGGAAACCAGUGAUGGCGUCACGAGAUGUCGGCUGUUUUUGGAUCAGGCUAGGAAAACCCCCCAAAAAAAGAAGAACACGAGAGACUGAACGAGAAUUUCUUUAUACCAUUCUGUUCCUGUCAUUAAUCAAGCCGAUUUUUAGAUCUUCGCAUGCCUUUCGUUUUUAACUGUUGUCGUGUUUUCUUUGCCAUAUCUGUCCAGUAUUGGGCUUCAGGGAACUUGUGACAUGGUCCAAAAAAUAUUCCUGUGACGGGCGCUGCAAUCUCAUAGACUUUGCGAAAGAGUCCGGACCUUUCAAAAUGGUCCAGGAAUAACUUCAAAUCAAAAAAGAUUUGUACGGAAAAGAAAGACUCCUCCUUCCAUUCAAUCAGGGCUUGGGUUUUCAAAAAGAACAUGUAAUAUACCUUAACUCCUCUGUGUGGUUAGUUGUCCCAGUUUUCUGUGGUUUCUGGAGCGAUUGACAGCGAUUUUAGUAAAUUAAAGUUCCAUUGCUUUCCUUAAAGCAACUUAAUUAAUAGCCCCUUCUAGUCACAUAGAAACAAAUCAACAGGCAGAGAAGCUCAGGUAAGAAGUAGUUUUUGGUAUUUUUGAAUCGAAGUAGUAGUAGUUCUUUUCCACGUACGACCAAAAUUAUAAAAUAGCGCACUCUAAUUCAUGCCGUGCGAGUGCAGUGGAAGCUAAGAUUCUUUAGCUCCAGGAUAAAGCGUCUCACUUGUGAUCACAGGCCCCUCCAUUAUAAUUUCGCUGUUACCAUACUGUUGCCAUAACGCUUAAAUAACAACAACCACAAAACGCUGAAAAGAAGUCACAUGGUCUGUAGUAAUUUCCAUAUAAUUUGGGGUACUUGUGCUUUAUCUUUGAUGUUUUCUAUCGCAGCCGGAUAGUCUAACUGUUGAUGCGCUGGAGACCACAAACAUAAUUUUCGUAUCCAUUUUUGGGAUUGAGAUGAUACUAAAGCUACUAGGAGAUGGAGUUACUACGUAUCUUAACAACGGACAAAAUGUGUUUGAUGGAUUAAUUGUCAUUGUAAGGUAGGAAUGCUAUGUCUCGAUAAGUUGAUUUUAAUCACUGCGCUAGGAGAAUGGAUGGGUAAUUAAAUAUUGAUUUAUUUCCCCUAAUGCAAAGCCUCGCUGACUCAAGUACUGGUAACUUUAAAAAUAAUGACAAANUGUGGUUUCUGGAGCGAUUGACAGCGAUUUUAGUAAAUUAAAGUUCCAUUGCUUUCCUUAAAGCAACUUAAUUAAUAGCCCCUUCUAGUCACAUAGAAACAAAUCAACAGGCAGAGAAGCUCAGGUAAGAAGUAGUUUUUGGUAUUUUUGAAUCGAAGUAGUAGUAGUUCUUUUCCACGUACGACCAAAAUUAUAAAAUAGCGCACUCUAAUUCAUGCCGUGCGAGUGCAGUGGAAGCUAAGAUUCUUUAGCUCCAGGAUAAAGCGUCUCACUUGUGAUCACAGGCCCCUCCAUUAUAAUUUCGCUGUUACCAUACUGUUGCCAUAACGCUUAAAUAACAACAACCACAAAACGCUGAAAAGAAGUCACAUGGUCUGUAGUAAUUUCCAUAUAAUUUGGGGUACUUGUGCUUUAUCUUUGAUGUUUUCUAUCGCAGCCGGAUAGUCUAACUGUUGAUGCGCUGGAGACCACAAACAUAAUUUUCGUAUCCAUUUUUGGGAUUGAGAUGAUACUAAAGCUACUAGGAGAUGGAGUUACUACGUAUCUUAACAACGGACAAAAUGUGUUUGAUGGAUUAAUUGUCAUUGUAAGGUAGGAAUGCUAUGUCUCGAUAAGUUGAUUUUAAUCACUGCGCUAGGAGAAUGGAUGGGUAAUUAAAUAUUGAUUUAUUUCCCCUAAUGCAAAGCCUCGCUGACUCAAGUACUGGUAACUUUAAAAAUAAUGACAAAUCUUGUCAUUAUCUUACUAUCUGUUUUCUCAUUAGUUAAGAGCCUACAGCUCAUUUUGGAAACCAGCGCAACCUAUACUACAGAUUCGUGAGUUAUAUGCUAGCAGAUAAUUGACUAAUUAUUAGAUUCGGUUUUUGUGAUAUCCUAAAUAAUCAAGGUCUCGGUAAGUGUUAUCAGCCUCGGUCUUCGGCUCGGCUGAUAACACUUACCUCGACCUUGAUUAUUUAGGAUAUCACAAAAACCUCAUCCACUAAAUGAUUGUUUAUUAUUGGUUUUCUCUGCUAAGUAAUUGUUAUCAAGAUAUUGGCACUUGACCAAUUAUUGAUCAUUGAUUAGUUGAAGCUAGAGUAUUGAUUUUCAGCUACUCAUACCUCAAAAUGCCACUUUUUAAAUGUAUUUUAAAAAUAUCUAUACCACUAUUUCAAAUUUAAUAUAAUUACGAGGUAAAAGCCCACUUGACAGGAGGUGAGACUGUUCAGUGUUGGUCCAUAAAACCUUAUGCUUAUUUUCUUUCAAGGCUAUUAGCAGUAAAUAAUUUUGAUUGGUUGGCUAUUGAUAAGCAUGGCCGAGGAAUUGAUCUCUUGAUGACCGAGAACAACUCCUUAAAAGAGAGGGUUUGAACCCAGAUAACUCGGGUUAAAUUCAAGGCCCUAAGCCGGCACCCUGUCAUAAUUUAAUAACGCCACCUUCUCCUUUUAAAUUUUAGUGUCUGCGAGAUACUUAUUUGCAAAGGGAAUUCCGCCCUAUCAGUGUUCCGUAGCAUCAGACUUCUCUGCAUUUUCAAACUUGUCAGACCAGUUCGAUACCAGUUACUCGUGGUUAUUAAAACCAUGACAAGUGCGAUGACCCUUUUUGGCCUGCUGUUUCUAUUCAUAUUCGCAUUUGCAAUCCUUGGUAUGAAUUUAUUUGGUGGAAAAUUUGAAUUCAAGAACGCUGAAGGACAGCUUGUCAUCUCCAGGAGUAAUUUUGAUGACUUCCUUUGGGCAAUGGUAUCUGUGUUUCAGGUAUGCCUUCGGUUAUCGUGUCAAGCAUAAUUUUUAUCCAUCAGGCAUCGGUUGUUCAAAAGAUGGAUAACGUUAUGCGCCGGAUAAAUUACUAUCCAGUGGAUAAGUAUUGGGGAAACCAAUUGCACUGUCCACAUGGAUAGCGUUAUAUACCUUUUGAUCAACUGGGGCCUGGUGUGGUCAGUCCGCAUCGAGCGUUAGGUUAAAUGUUCGUUUGACUGAUUGUGUAAAGUUUACAACUUCUCCGUUGCUAUCCGCUACUGAUUAAUAGAUACCACCAAACGCAAAAGUAUUAUUUUAUGUAGAGACACCGAUUCCCUUAAUCUAGCUAGAUAGCAAAAAACGAUUCAUAUAUGUAAAAUUUUUUGAAAAAUUUGGUGAUCAAUGAACCUUGGAUCAAAAUCAGAAAUUAUUCUACCUUUCUAACUCCCUCUUUUUCUAACGAAUAAAAAGUAAUUAAAAUUGAUUUGUAGAAAAACGUACGGAUCAGGGGAUUCGUAUGUUGUUUCAGUCAAACGUUGUACACUCACUCACUCACUCACUUUCGCGUCUUUUUAAAAAACAUUACAGUUUUCUCUGAGUGUUCACACUAAAACCGUGAGUUUUCUGUAACAUAGGUCCUUACCCAGGAGAACUGGAAUCGAGUAAUGUAUGAUGGCAUGCGCAGUACAAACAAGUGGGCAGCGCUGUACUUUACGACCCUGAUGGCUGUCGGGUAUUACGUGUUGUUUAACCUACUUGUGGCAAUAUUGGUGGAAGGAUUCACAAACUCUGGGGUAAGCAUGCAUGCCCUGGGUAAUUUUCCAGGGUUCAUUUAUGUGCCAUGCUUUAGUUAACCUGAAAAUUAAAAUAUCCCGAGUUACAGCUCACAAAAAAGAACGUACUCCUUAAGAGCAAAAAGAUAGGAUUAAACCUUCAUCAGCUGGUAAGUGGAAAGGGUUGUGCUUGUAACUGAAAGGUUCAGGCAAGAACAUUUGUUAUGUUUUCUCAAGGAGAGCAGAAACGAGAAUGGACAAUGAUUAUCAAUUUGCGCCUUAUGUAACCAGUUCACUAUUAACAGAGGAAAACAUUUCUGCGCAUUGUCACAUUUAUUCACUCACUGCCUAUUCUGAACGGUUUUUUUUAUCCUCUAGAAAGAAAAUCUCCCUCUAAAGAAUGAAGGAAAAAUGGAAAAACCUGAUUCUAAUUCAGAGACGAUUAACAAGCCCCAUAUAGUAAUCUCUUAUUGCGAUUCAAAUGAGUCUUGUCCCGGGAGCUCUUGUCAAGAGGCCACGCCCGAAUUUUGCGGUCACGGAGUACGCAACGCUCUAGGCAUGUAG
Molecule: messenger RNA, 5528 nt
Organism: Porites evermanni
Lineage: Eukaryota; Metazoa; Cnidaria; Anthozoa; Scleractinia; Poritidae
Source: the annotation of a GenBank genome assembly